Dovyalis caffra is the source of this 1062-nucleotide messenger RNA. The record is from the annotation of a GenBank genome assembly. Lineage: Eukaryota; Viridiplantae; Streptophyta; Magnoliopsida; Malpighiales; Salicaceae.
AUGGAAGAAGUGAAGGUGAUGAUGAUGAGCAGCAGCCUAGACGAUUCCGUGAAUGAAUCCAAUCCUCAAGACCCCAUCACCAACACCACUUGCACAAGCUGGAAAUUGUACGAGAAUCCAUUUUAUAAUUCACAACAUACUAUCCAACAUCAACACCAACAACAUUGUCAAAGUAACAAACAUCUUCAUCACCUACACCUACCUCAUUCAGCUCGUAAGAUCGCAGCUUCUUUCUGGGAUCUCACUUUCUUUAGACCUAUCAUGGAUACUGAGCUAGAUUUCGCUCGAGCCCAGAUCCUGGAAUUGAAAGCUGAGCUUGAGUAUGAACGUAAGGCACGUAAGAAGUUGGAGACUAUGAGUAAAAGAUUGGCUAAGGAAUUGGCUGAAGAGAGAGGAGGAAGAGAAGCACUCGAGAGAGUCUGUGAAGAGCUUGCUAGAGAAAUUUCUUCUGAUAAAGAGGAGAUUGAUCACAUGAGGAGAGAAAUGGAAGAGGAAAGAAAGAUGCUAAGAAUGGCUGAGGUUUUAAGAGAAGAAAGAGUUCAAAUGAAGCUCGCCGAGGCGAAAAUGCUCUUUGAAGAGAAGCUGUUAGAAUUUGUAGGAACAACUGCACGGACUACAGAACUUCAUCAGAAUUCAACUUCCAGGAUGGAACGGAAGAAUCAAGAAGAUAAAGAACCUGAAAUUGCAACUCCUUUCAAGGCUAUAUCUAUUUUGUCAGGCAAGUUAAACAGGUUAGUUUUGAGUGAAAAAUCCUGUCAUGACAACAGUGGUGCUGAUUCAAAAGAAUCAACAAGGGUGAUCCUGAGUGAAAAGUCAUCAUUUAAUGACAACAAAUGUAGCAUUUCAUCAAUGGUAAUUCAGAGAAGUAGAGCAUCGCCAGAGCCUGAGAAUCCUCACAUAAAGAGAGGGAUCAAAGGGUUUGUUGAAUUCCCAAGAGUGAUUCGAGCAAUAGGGUCCAAAAACAGGCAUUGGGGUACAAAGCUGGAGUGUCAGAAGGCACAGCUAAGGAUUCUAUUGAAACAAAAAUGCCCCAUCAGAUCCAACAAUCUUAUUAUGUCAUGA